Messenger RNA from Colletotrichum karsti, 1338 nucleotides. Its product is annotated as RNA methylase family protein. Bases 1 to 1338 code for a protein of 445 amino acids. The record is from RefSeq and is a predicted model, not a curated record. The transcript has 3 exons. Gene Ontology annotation, molecular function: nucleic acid binding. Gene Ontology annotation, cellular component: cytoplasm. Gene Ontology annotation, biological process: methylation. NCBI's taxonomy places the organism in Eukaryota, Fungi, Ascomycota, Sordariomycetes, Glomerellales, Glomerellaceae.
AUGGAGUACCUGGUGCGCUUCUCACAGGCUCACGAGUCCUUUAGACUCCCUGAGCUACAGGCUCUGGCGGAUCUCGAGGGUAUCGACAUGAAGGUUGUCGAGUACAGCCAUGAGACUCCCUUCUGCAUCGUAACACUCCCCUCCCACGCAUCCGCCUCAAAACUCGUCGCCCGCUCCCUCCUCACGCAAUCAAUCCACCACCUCUGGGCCGCAGCCCCCUCCCACGACGCCCUCCACGCCUCCCUGAAGCCCAACUUCCCGCCAGACUCCCCCCCGAAAGAGACCCCCUUCUGGCUCCCCUCCUACCAGACGGCCUCCUUCCGCUUCGCCCUCGACACCUACCAAAACUCCCGCCCCCACGCCGACUUCGUCGCCCUCAUCAACGCCUUCAAAUACCUCCCUCUCAAGGGCCCCAUCAAGAUGAAGAACCCGGACAUCGAGUUCACAAUCUUCGAGGACUGGGACCUCCACGGCCCGGCCCCGAAACGCGUCUACCUCGCCCGCCACCUCGCCAACGGCGCCCGCCACCUCUCCCUCACUUACGACCUCAAGAAGCGGGGCUACAUCAGCACCACCUCCAUGGACUCGGAGCUCGCCCUCGUCACCGCCAACAUCGCCCACGCCGGCCCCGGCAAGCUCUUCUACGACCCCUUCGUCGGCACCGGCAGCUUCCCCGUCGCCUGCGCCCACUUCGGCGCCCUCGGCUUCGGCUCCGACAUCGACGGCCGCAGCAUCCGCGGCAGCGGCGGCAAGCGCUCCCUCCGGGGCAACUUCAGACAGUACGGCCUGCAGCACCUCGUCGGCGAGUUCUGGACCGCCGACCUGACCAACUCGCCGGUGCGCCGCGCGCGCUGGCUCGACGGCAUCGUGUGCGACCCGCCGUACGGCGUGCGCGAGGGGCUGAGGGUGCUCGGGUGCCGGGACCCGGAGAAGACGCCGUGGGUGGUCGAGGCCGGCAAGGAGCGGUACAAGGACACGGACUUCAUCGCGCCCAAGAAGCCGUACAGCUUCCUGGCGAUGCUGGACGACAUCCUCGAGUUCGCGAGUGAUACGCUGGUGGAUGGCGGGAGGUUGUCGUUCUGGAUGCCCACGGCCAACGACGAGGAGCAGGAGAUACCCGUGCCGGAGCACCCGAGGCUGGAGAUUGUCGUGAUGUGUGUGCAGCCCUUCAACAAAUGGUCACGGCGACUCAUCACAUAUCGCCGCAUUCCCGACGGCCAGGUCGACCAGGAGAAACUGGCGGCCUACAAACGCACAACCCACGAAGGAACGACAGCAGAUGAACUGAACCCCUUUCGGAGGGGGUACUUCACCAAGUUUGAAAAAGAAGAAGCCUAA